Messenger RNA from Rhizophagus irregularis DAOM 181602=DAOM 197198, 860 nucleotides. NCBI's taxonomy places the organism in Eukaryota, Fungi, Glomeromycota, Glomeromycetes, Glomerales, Glomeraceae. The record is from RefSeq and is a predicted model, not a curated record.
AGCAAAUAAUUCUGACAACUUUUCUCAGGAUAAUGACGAUCGUCAUAGGGAUAGUAGUAGGCAUUCUGAAGAAAGGCUUCGCGAUGAUCGCGAUGAUAGAAGCCCACUUAGAAGUCCCAGGCAUCAUGACAGACGUAGUCCGUUAAGUCGUUCUCGUUCUAGAUCCCCUCGUAGAUCCAGGUCACCAAGGGACGAAGAAAACUUAAAUCCAGGGAAUAAUUUGUUUGUUACUGGAUUAUCCAUGAGAACUGGUGAUCGUGAAUUGGAAGAUAUAUUUUCAAAAUAUGGCAAGGUCUUAAAAGCUCAAAUUAUGUAUGAUCCACAUACUAGAGACUCGCGUGGUUUUGGAUUUGUUACAAUGGAAACACUUGAUGAGGCUGAGGCAGCGAGAGAAGGAAUUAACGGUUCAGAAAUCAAUGGACGAAUUCUAACUGUUGAGAAAGCUCGUCGUGCAAGAGCAAGAACUCCAACACCUGGCCGCUAUUAUGGACCACCGAAGCGCCGAGAACCUCGUAAAGUUGACAGAUUUGACCCCAGAUAUGAAUACAGCAGAUCUUACGAUCGUUAUGAAAGACCACCACGUGGCUAUGGACGCGAUCCUUAUUAUGAUCGUGCGUAUGAUAGACCUUAUUAUGAUAGAGGAUACGAAAGAGGAUAUGACCGUGCAUAUGACAGAACAUAUGACAGAGCUUAUGAUAGAGAUAGACGACCUCCUCCACCCGCCCGAUAUGAACCUUAUCCGCGACCACGUUCUCCCUAUUAACUGUUUCUUUUCUUGGAUUGUUUGAUUAUUUGGGAUGUUCUCUAGGAUACUCAUCAUUAGAAAAAUCUAGUGUUUAUCAUUUUAUAUAUAUAUAUAU